GCACCAUGGGGGCCCCGCUCGGCGUGGCGCUGGGCGCCCUCCACUACCUGGCACUUUUCCUGCAACUCGGCGGCGCCACGCGGCCCGCGGGCCAUGCGCCCUGGGACAACCACGUCUCCGGCCACGCACUGUUCACAGAGACACCCCACGACAUGACGGCACGGACGGGUGAGGACGUGGAGAUGGCCUGCUCCUUCCGUGGCAGCGGCUCCCCAUCCUACUCCCUGGAGAUCCAAUGGUGGUAUAUUCGCAGCCACCGUGACUGGACCGACAAGCAGACAUGGGCCUCCAACCAGCUAAAAGCAUCUCAGCAGGAGGACACAGGGAAGGAUGCCACCAAAAUAAGUGUGGUCAAGGUGGUGGGCAGCAACAUCUCCCACAAGCUGCGGCUGUCGCGGGUGAAGCCCACGGACGAAGGCACCUACGAGUGCCGCGUCAUCGACUUCAGCGACGGCAAGGCCCGGCACCACAAGGUCAAGGCUUACCUGCGGGUGCAGCCCGGGGAGAACUCGGUCCUGCAGCUGCCCGAGGCGCCCCCGGCCGCGCCCGCCCCGCCGCCGCCCCCCAAGCCGGGCAAGGAGCUGCGCAAGCGCUCGCUGGACCAGGAGGCCUGCAGCCUGUAGCCUGGCGCCCCGCGGCCCCUUCUGCGUGCAUGGGGGUCCCCCCCCCACACCCGGCUCGGAGUGGACUGCCCCAGGCUGCCCGCGGCCACCACCACCACCGUCUGGCCCUCUGCCCGCCACCCCCGCUCAGCAUGUAAGCGUCCCCUCCCCUCCUUCACACCCUGCGGUGACCUGGCUCGGAGCAGGUGGCCCUGGGCUCCGAGGUGGGGGUGGGGACGACCACCCUGCGCGCUGGGAUGGGGGUCGUGCCCAGCCUGGGCUGUCUAUACUCCCCCCUUCCCUCCUCCCCCCACUCUGUGACCAGCUUCAGUGAGUCCCGUGUUUGCUUGCUUGGUCCCCCACCUCUCAUCUCCCUCCUUGCUGCCAGCCCCGCUGGGACCUGCGGGUGUGGACUACCAGCCCUCCCUCACUUUGGACUUGAAUCCUAUGAGCCGAACUGUCGCCUGCCCCCCGCCCCUCACCGACCCCUGGUGAGACCUGGAGCGGCGGUCGCCCGGAGCAGGGUCACUCCCAGGGCCUGGAAGACCCGAGGGCCCCACUGCUUAGACCUAAAACCAUGGCCUGGCCCUCCAGGGUGGUGGAUGGGGGUCCCGUCGUCGCAGAGCCCCAAUCAGAGGCUCCCAGGACCCCUGCGGGAGCUUGCACCAGCAGGACCCCUGAGGGUCUGUCUUCAAGGCUCCCCCGAGCCGCCUCUGCCAGCCCCAAAAUGUCCUAGCCCCUGCCCCUCUGGAGCCUGGGAUGUCCACUCAAGGUCCGGAGCGUGGUUGGAAGCGAAGCCCUCCCCUCCCCCCCCCCCCAGCUCCCACCAGUCCCCUCUCAGUUCCCGAUUAGGGGAUGCCCACCCUGGUGUUUGUAAAUAUUUCUAUUGGGUCCACUCCGUCCGGAACUGGCUCAAACCCUCGGUGAAUGAGGGGAGGUGGAGGAGGCCCAGGGCUUUGCCUAGGGCCGAGGGCGCCCUGUAUACGUGAUCCAGUCCGUGAGUACCAGCCAACCUGAAUAAAGUGGUUUAAAACCAA
Messenger RNA from Jaculus jaculus (lesser Egyptian jerboa), 1639 nucleotides. It is a transcript of the gene Vstm2l, whose product is annotated as V-set and transmembrane domain containing 2 like. The transcript has 4 exons. The record is from RefSeq and is a predicted model, not a curated record. Lineage: Eukaryota; Metazoa; Chordata; Mammalia; Rodentia; Dipodidae. Bases 6 to 623 code for a protein of 205 amino acids.